AUGAGCAAUCAGGAAGUGAUUUUUUCCUCCGUGAGAGUUCUUCAGUCUCCUUCAGAGUCACAAAAUAGAUCAAGGCCUGGUAGUACUCAAAGACCAGGCAAAAGUGAUGACAAAGAGUUUUCAGUGCCCUGGCAUCUCACUGUAGUGAUUCUUGGGAUCCUCUGUUUACUUCUUUUCGUGAUAAUCAGAGUGUUGGAGACAAAGAUAUGGGUAUUUGGGUUUACUUGUUUCAAACAUAGGAUUAAGACCACGGAAGCCAUGUUUACAGUAGUAGAGCCCUAUGUUUCCAAAACUCAAUGGCUGUUCUUGCAUUCCUACUGCUCCCAGAAGAUAAAUGAUAAAGAUGAACAGGCCUUCCUUCAACCCCAGACUUAUGGAAAUAGCUACUGGAUUGGAUUAUCAUACAAUGCAGAGGAAAGGAAGUGGAAAUGGAUUGAAGAUGACACAUCUUCUGGAAUUAAUUCUCCAAUAACGACUUUGCCUUAUGGGAAAGAAGAAUGUGCAUUUUUAAGCGCAACAAGAAUAGAAAAUACUUAUUGCUUUAAAACUUAUAAUUGUAUCUGUGAGAAGAGAUUUGAUUGUGUUUCCACUGCCUGCUUCAAGUAGACACAGAAGAAAAGCAGGACUUAUUCCAUUGUGGAAAAAGAGAUGAGUUGGAAGAGGAAGAAAAUGCUCUUUUGGGCUCUGAUAUAAGAGAUCAGAUGCUGGCUAUCUUCCUGGGGAAGAGGGGAAGAUUUUGUUUUUGGAAAUCAGUUACCCCUCUCUUUAAUGGCCCUGAGAAAGUGUCUCUUCUUCAUUCCCUGAACUACCCACAGAGCCAAUCAGAGAA
Molecule: messenger RNA, 829 nt
Organism: Ceratotherium simum simum (southern white rhinoceros)
Lineage: Eukaryota; Metazoa; Chordata; Mammalia; Perissodactyla; Rhinocerotidae
Source: RefSeq, a predicted model, not a curated record